Pocillopora meandrina is the source of this 720-nucleotide messenger RNA. NCBI's taxonomy places the organism in Eukaryota, Metazoa, Cnidaria, Anthozoa, Scleractinia, Pocilloporidae. The record is from the annotation of a GenBank genome assembly.
AUGAAAGAAAAUCGUUGCUUUGAAGGUCAUUUUCCUCAAGUAGUAGAAGAUCUGGAAUCGCAGACCAGUCAAGCGGUAAGCUCAAAACAAAUGGAACAUUCUGAUCAAAGACAGGUGCAAAAUCAAAGUAAGAUUAAGGAAUUUCAGUAUAAACAAAAGCAACUAAUUCCAAGGAUAAAGCUGCCAUUUCCACCAUCUACUCCUAAGAACAAGGACCACGAUGCUAUGCCUACAUUUCGACAACGAAAGUUCAGAGUUGAUUGCCCUGGUUCCCCGCUCAGUGAGGCGCGUGAAAUAAGAGUUAAAAACCGUUUCCCUGUGACCAUCUCCGUUGAUACUUUCCCUGUUACGGGUAAUCCGGCUCUGUAUAGUUGGUCGACAGACUCUAAUGACGAAGAAUGCAUCAAAAAUGACGUAGAAGGGGAAAAGGAAGUAAGAAACAAUGUUGAGGGUCUCUUGGGUCUCAAUUCUCCAAUGUCACGCCUUUGGGAUUCUGUCACGACAUAUGUCACGUCGAUUAGUAACCCUCAUAUUUAUAAGAGCCGCGGUCCCCAUCCCAUCGACUCUUUUGCGCAAAGACCUCUGGAAUGGAACGCAAAACUUUGUCGUCAAAAUCUAGAGCUAGCGGACAGCUUUGAUUCUCAGCGCGGUAAAGAUUCCGCCCUGGCGAGACAAAUGAUCAAAAACUGGCUUACUGACGUUAAUAUUAGAUCUAAAUAA